AUGAGCAGCCUUACGACAGAACAGCUCCAGCAGCUCAAGGGCGACGUGCGGAAACAGGUGUGGGAGAAGCUGAGACCCGUGGCGUACCCGGACUCCCGCUUCCACUGGGACUUUGCCGAGUUCAUCGCCGACUUUGAGGGCUCGGACACGUCCACGGCGCUGAUCCUGGCCAGCGACUUCUUCCGGGACGCAGUCAGCGGCGCCUGCGGCGGAGCCGCCUCCAGGCGCCUGCUCUUUGUCACCCCCGACAACUGCCUCGAGGCCCUCCGCUACGAGCUCCUCACCAGAAACAUCCCCUUUCUCACCACCACCUACGGCAUCAAGCGUGGCUUCUUCCUCCUCGACCCGGCCAAGAUCGACGCCUCGCUCUACCGCUACGCCGCCACCCUCGACGGCAUGGAGAGGGCCGGCACACACGUGUGUCUCGCAGAUCUCCAGCGCAUGAACGUCUUCGUGCCCCUCAUGUUCACCGGCACCGGCGCCAUCAACGACAGAGGCGUCCGCUUCGGCAAGGGCCACGGCUACUUCGACCUCGAGUGGGCCAUGCUCUCCACCAUUCGCUGCAUCGACCCCGCCUCCACCCACUGCGUCGCCGUCGUCCACGACGUCCAGCUCCUUGAGGGCGUCGAACUCAAGCCAGAGGUGUUUGACACCGUCUGCGACUACAUCGUCACCAACACCCGUGUCCUCGCCGUCGAGGACGCCCGCAAACCAAGCUGCGGUGUCCUCUGGGACGCCCUGGCGCCAGGUAUGCUCGAGGACAUUGAGCCCUUGGCAGAGCUCCGCCACAUGGGCCUUUGA
Messenger RNA from Pichia membranifaciens NRRL Y-2026, 801 nucleotides. RefSeq lists its product as hypothetical. Gene Ontology annotation, cellular component: cytoplasm. The coding region runs from base 1 to 801 and encodes 266 amino acids. Lineage: Eukaryota; Fungi; Ascomycota; Pichiomycetes; Pichiales; Pichiaceae. The transcript has a single exon. The record is from RefSeq and is a predicted model, not a curated record.